GGCAGCAGGAGGCUGAAGUGUUGUCCCCAGGGGAGAGAGCUUGUUGUAGCAACGGUGACCAGGGAGGUUUGGCCAGCGGGACAUUUAAACGCAGGGCUGGCGACAGGAGCUGAGCGGCCGGGAGGAGUGAGGUGGGGACGGGCAGAGGCACACAGAGGGGGCAGAGCGGCCCCCGGCCAUCGCAGCUCUAGGCAGGACAGCCGCCCCCACUGACCAGGGGCAGGGGACCAGCUACUUGUGGGCUUCUUUAAUUCACUGGGGACGAGCUCCUGGGCAGCAGGGUGGUUCCUGGCCCUGGCAGCAGAGCCCACGGCCAGGAUCGUCCGCGAUGGCCAGCCCUGAGGGCGCCAGCCCCCACCCAGGGAACCGGGGCACCCGCCCGCCGGCGGGGCUCACCUUCUCCCCCGAGCUGGGGCCGUCAACGCUCGGCGACUUGUGCAGGAACAUGGGGCAUCUCAGCUGCGUGGAGAGCAUCACCCCGAGGAGAAGGCUGAGGCUGUCCCCAGAUGCCCUGACUCCAAGCCCUGCUGGCUCCAAGGCGCCGGCUCCCGCAGGGACACCCACACCCACAGGUGGUGCACCGGAGCCCUCGCUCAGCCCCCAGGCCUGCAGCAUCAGCAUCAGCGAGGGCAGCUGCAGACAGACGCCCUGGGGUUGCAGCCUGCCCCGCUCCAGCAAGCGGCUGCGAGGAGCCAUCGAGGGGCCAGGGGAAGGAAGUGCCAGUCCUCAGGGCAUGGGCGAGGGCAGCUCUGGCCUCUCUCCUGCUCUAGCCCCUGGGACAGACGGCGAGAUCCUGACCGGAGAUUUUUCCAGGCCCUGCUCUCUGCCAGUGGAGGAUGGCCUGCACCGGGAUCUGCGUUACGUCAGCCCCGCCACAGUGGCUUCCCUGCUGCGCGGCCAGUUGGCUGGGGUGGUGGAGGAGUACGUGGUGGUGGACUGUCGCUAUCCCUACGAAUACGCUGGGGGACACAUCAAGGGUGCCCUGAAUCUGUACCGAGAAGAGCAGGUGGCAAGGUGGUUCCUGCCGGAUCCCUUGGGCACGACCCCGAGCCCCCGCAGCAGCACCCUGAUCUUCCACUGCGAGUUCUCCUCUGAAGAGAGGCCCCCGCUGUGCCGCAGCCUGAGGAGAAUGGACCGAGACGCCAACCGGUACCCGGAGCUCUGGUACCCAGAGCUGUACGUGCUGCGUGGUGGCUACAAGGAGUUUUACCAACACUUCCAGGAUCUCUGCGAGCCCCAGGGCUACAUCCACAUGCGGCACAAGGACUUCCGAGCCGAGCUUAGGAACUACCAGCGGAGGAAACAGCCUUGGAGCCUGCGCAGGAUCCGCAAAGAGCUUUUCAAGCCCCUGUCCCCAGGGACUCCCUUGCAAUAGCAACCCAGAGCCCAUCCCUGACUCACAGCGAGGGACCCACUAGCCCCACCCCUCGCUUCUGAAAUAGAGCUGUCCCUUUCCUGUUUGGCAAGUCAGACCUUCCCUGGCUGGCUGCCUCUGGAGCUCCAGCAAUCCCAGCUGUAAUUUAAGACUCUAGCCCAGGGGUUCUCAAACUGGGGGUCGGGACGCCUCAGUGGGUCGCAAGGUUAUUACGGGGGGAUCAUGAGCUGCCAGCCUCCACCCCAAACCCCACUAAGCCUCCAGCAUUCAUAAUGGUGUUAAAUAUAUAAAAAAGUGUUUUUAAUUUAGAAGGGGGGUCGCACUCAGAGGCUUGCUGUGUGAAAGGGGUCACCAGUACAAAAGUUUGAGAACCACUGCUCUAGCCCUUAUGGUUGCAAAGAAAACCUUCAAAAUA
Molecule: messenger RNA, 1790 nt
Organism: Caretta caretta (loggerhead turtle)
Lineage: Eukaryota; Metazoa; Chordata; Testudines; Cheloniidae
Source: RefSeq, a predicted model, not a curated record